CACACACACACACACUCACUCACUCACUCACUCACUCACUCACUCACUCACUCACACACUCACAUACACAGAGCGUACACUUGUAAUGCAUUUGUUAGAUAUACUUUGUCUUAUUAGAAAGUCAGUUGUUGUGCAGAGGUUCUGAGAAAAAAAAAUUAAUUACUAAGGGGUUCAUGUACAUAACCAGAAUUAAUUUUUGAGCUACGGAUUCCUUCUCUAUUCCUCUCUCUUAUUCAUUGUUUGUCAAGUGCUUCUCCGUGUCAGGCUUGCAUGCCAAUUGAGGGUUAUCUUUGGCAAUCAAUAUGUUUCCACAAUAGUUAAGAACUCACGCAAUCCUCACCCUCAUUCUUUGAGCCCCUUCCAAAUUAGGAAUUCUCUGAACCCCCCAAAAACGAAUUCGCUAUCCCUUCUUCUCCAUCUGUACUCCACACUUUUAUUCCUCCUAUCUCUUUCUAAUGGAUUCCACCGUGAGAAACAUCCCUAUAAGUUCCAUCCAAGCCUUCCACUCAAGGGAGCGGAAGCUUUUUUCUCGAAUGGUCAUCGACCUCUGUAUGGAUCCUACCCGCUCCAUGGAGAUCAUUGCUUUCUGGCUUUGGCUAGAGGAGCAGGAACAAACUGAUAUUAUAGAUCAUAUCAACUCGCUUAGUGACUCUAGCCUUCAGAUUGUUGCAUUGAUUGGUCGGGACUUUGUUGAUGCACUACGACUUGAUACGCCUCCGGAUCAGCUUGCUGUUGGCUUCCACCAGAAUGCUGUUAAUGGGGUGAAAUAUUACCUUAAUAGUGUGUGCUUGAAGGCUUUCAGUGACAUCCAGAGGAGGGCAGAAAAGGCAGCUAACUUGCAUCGGAUGGAAAUGCUUGUUCGCCAGAUGAGCAAUACCUACCUUCAAUCUGUUGAUCCCAGGCAGAUCAUCCCUUCUUCUCCUCAUGUCAUGGACUCAGUGGCACAAAUGAGGCCAUUCUGUAUCCAGCCUUACAUUCCCCAUGGAGAGGGCACGAGCAGAGGUACUAAUGCCAGGAUCCAACCUCUUGGUAUAUUAGAUGUAGAAAGGGGGAUCCAAUCUGGAUAUCCUUUCAACCUCAGUAUGCUCAAACAAAGACCUCUUAUCCCUUACUUUCCUCAGAUUGGUUAUCAAUUGCCAACCAUGACUCAAAACAUCAAUGCUGAAAUGGGGCUUAGUAGCCCGUACCUGGUUAGAGCUAACAGUCAACAGCCACCAACAGACAAUAUUCCUAUGGAGGAGAGGACACUAUUUGUUACCUUUUCUAAUGGCUAUCCUCUGACCAAAGAGGAACUAUAUACCUUCUUCAUGAGGUAUUAUGGGGAUGUGGAGAUGGUGAAUAUACAGAAACCGAAAGAAGGCAAGCCUCCCCAAUAUGCUUAUGUUUCGUUCCAUACAUUGGCAACAGUUCUUGAAGUCUUGAAUGGUGCUGAUAAGGUCAAGUUCAUAACUAAUGGGAAGCAUCUUUGGGCAAGGCGCUUCAUCCCUAAGAAGAAUCCAUGCAAUGAUACUCUGAAUUAUGGAGAUGCGGUGCUGCUGAACAUUCAGACACUAAAAGCAUGGAAUAGUCAUCAACAUUCACAUGUUUCAUGACAUUGACGACAAUUUCAUUGAAUGUUGAAUGUUACUGAAAUGGCUAAGUUGAUGUGUUGGAUAAUUGUAAACUUUGAACUACUAGGGCUUUCUACUAUCUUGUUUCCAGCACUUAUACGCAUGUUAAGUUUAUUUUAGACAUCUUGUUUAUGCUAAUUAUGAAGCGGUCAUAUACUCAACUAGAGGUCAGUUAGUAUUAUCCAGUGCUAUUUCUUCGAUCUCAACGGAAAAACCUACAUUUCCAAGUGUGUAGAAAUGCAUGUUAUACUGCUCUACUUUGCAGUACCUUGCAAUACUUGCAAAUUCUAGUUUAGCAUCUGUUGCCAUAUUUUGGUGAUAAUUUACUGCAAGAGGGUUUUUGAAGUAGAGUAGUUGAACAUCUUGACUAAAUCAGCAAACUUUCUUUUACGCGCUUUUUAUUAAUUUGAGCAGGGUUUAAGUUUGAGCAAGCCUCUAACACUGUAAAAAGCACAAUGAGAGGAAAGUUCUCUGUGCCCGUCAUAUUUAUCCAGAUAAUAGUUGCAAUAUGUGAUUAGUCGACAUUAUUUUCCCUUUCCAGGUUAUUUACAAAAAUGUUACUUUUCAUAUUGAUAUCCUGAAAUUGCAGUUGAUCUGUGGUUCCAUUUUUGUGUAGCGGGCAUGCUCAAGUUCAGAUAAUCAUUGUGCGGAGAAUUUUUUUUUAAUUUACCUUUUUCUGUUUCUCUACUUUUCUUCAAAAUGUUGAAAAGGUCUCCUUUCC
Asparagus officinalis (garden asparagus) is the source of this 2331-nucleotide messenger RNA. RefSeq lists its product as uncharacterized. Lineage: Eukaryota; Viridiplantae; Streptophyta; Magnoliopsida; Asparagales; Asparagaceae. The record is from RefSeq and is a predicted model, not a curated record. Gene Ontology annotation, molecular function: RNA binding. Bases 456 to 1592 code for a protein of 378 amino acids. The transcript is spliced from 3 exons.